AUAGUCUGGGGUGUUAUUGGGCUUAAACUGGGACGGACUGGGGUCAUACUGGGAUACUCUGGGGUGUUACUGGGCUUGAACUGGGCUGGACUGGGGUAGUCUGGGGUGAUACUGGGCUGGACCGGGACGGACUGGGCUUGAACUGGGCUGGUCUGGGACAGUCUGGGGUGGUACUGGGAUAGUCUCGGGUGAUACUGGGACGGACUGGGCUUAAACUAGGCUGGACUGGGACAGUCUGGGGUCAUACUGGGCUGGACUGGGACAGACUGGGUGAUACUGGGCUGGACUGGGGUAGCCUGGGUUUGUGCUGGGCCCUGCUUGGCCGUGCUGGGCUCUGCUGGGUUGUACUGGGUUAUACUGGGCUGUAGGAGGCCAUACUGGGUUGUACUGGGUUGUACUGGGUUGUACUGGGUUAUACUGGGCCGUACUGGGCUGUACUGGGUUAUACUGGGGCCAUCCUGGCGCUUGAGGCCGUGGAUCAGCGCUGUCAUGGAGCGCUUCGUGCUGGGGAGCCGGGCAGCUCUGCAGGAUCACAUCCAGCAGCAGCGGGAGAUCCACGUGGUGAUGGGCAACGAGGCCUGUGACCUGGACUCCACCGUCUCCGCGCUGGCCCUGGCCUAUUUCCUUGCCCAGACCAGCCCGGCUCCCAGAGCCGCCUUCGUGCCCGUGCUGAACAUCCCCAGCGCCGACUUGGCGCUGCGGACGGAGACGACGUUCCUGCUGCGGGAGCGCGGCAUCCCGGCCACCUCGCUGGUCUUUCGGGAUGAGAUCGACCUGGGGGGGCUGCACCACGCUGGGCUGCUGUCUCUCACUCUGGUUGAUCACCACAUCCUGCCUGGUGCCGACGCUGCCCUGGAGGAGGCCGUGGUGGAGGUCCUGGAUCACCGGCCGCUGGAGCGGGCCCGAGGUCCCCCGUGCCAGGUGACAGUGGAGCCCGUGGGCUCCUGUGCCACCCUGGUGACCGAGAGGAUCCUGCAGGGCCCCCCGGGAGUGCUGGACAGAACCACGGCCGCGCUGCUGCACGCCACCAUCCUGCUGGACUGCAUCAACCUGAGCCCAGCUGCAGGCAAGGUGACCCCCAGGGACGUGGCCUGCGUGUCCCUGCUCGAGGAGAGGUUCCCAGAGCUGCCGGCCCGUGACGCCGUGUUCGGAGCCCUGCAGGCGGCCAAGUUUGAUGUCACAGGGCUGACAACAGAGCAGAUGCUGCGGAAGGACCUCAAAGUCAUCUCCAACGACGAGGCUGUCGUCGCCAUCAGCGGCGUCUUCGAGGACCUGGAAACCUUCCUGCUCCGGCCUGGCUUGCUGCAGGACCUGGAGGCUUUCUGCCAGGCCCGUGCCUACGCGGGGCUGGUGGCCAUGACCGUGUCCUUUAACGAACGCCACGAACCCACCCGAAAACUCGCGGUGUACAGCGCGCAGGAGCCCCUCCGUAGCACGCUGUGCCGGGCGCUGGAGGAGGCGAUGGCGCCGUCGCUGCUGCUGCGGCCGCUGCCCAGCCCCUGGCCCUGCGUGGCCGCCUACGCCCAGGGCAACACCGUGGACCGUAAGAAGGUGCUGCCCAUCCUCAGGGCAGCUCUGGGGGGUCUGGGGGCUGCAGGGGGCCCCGAGGAAGAGGUGGUGCCGCCGCCCACCCCCAUGAACAGCCUGGUGGAGGAGUGUCCCCUGGCACAGGCCGUGCCCCCGCUGUGUCCCCAGGAUGUCCUGGAGCGGGUCAGCCGCAUCGCCGCCGGGCAGCCCCCGGGCUCCCCGAAAUAACAGAGGCACCCCCGCGGAAUUUGAGGUCUGGAUGAGGAAGUUGGGGUCCCUGAGCAGGCCCCCGUGGGGUGCCUGGCUGUGGGGGGGUGGCAGCUGCCUUUGUUAGAGGUCAGCUCGUGGUUUGUCCCCCCUCCCAAUGGCUCCCUGUGCCCCAGUGGUCCCCAAGGCGGGGUUUUGGGGAUGCCAUGGGCAGGAGUUGCACCCCCUUGAUGAAGGCGUUGGGGUGGGGGAGUUAAUGAGUUCUUGAUGAUCUUCCUCCUUUGGGGGGCAGAGGGAGGCCCCAGAGGGUGGGUCCGGACACGCAGCCGUCCAGAACCGUCGCUGUUUUCUCCAAGGAUUAAAUUUCCCUUUUCUUCCA
Messenger RNA from Camarhynchus parvulus, 2113 nucleotides. RefSeq names its product prune exopolyphosphatase 1 (gene PRUNE1). Gene Ontology annotation, molecular function: exopolyphosphatase activity. Gene Ontology annotation, cellular component: cytoplasm. Lineage: Eukaryota; Metazoa; Chordata; Aves; Passeriformes; Thraupidae. The record is from RefSeq and is a predicted model, not a curated record.